Phycodurus eques (leafy seadragon) is the source of this 1326-nucleotide messenger RNA. RefSeq names its product divergent protein kinase domain 1A-like. The record is from RefSeq and is a predicted model, not a curated record. Bases 1 to 1326 code for a protein of 441 amino acids. NCBI's taxonomy places the organism in Eukaryota, Metazoa, Chordata, Actinopteri, Syngnathiformes, Syngnathidae. The transcript is spliced from 5 exons.
AUGCCAGUUUGCCGCUCGGCCAUGGCGAGAGCUCAGCUGCCGUGGAGAUUCUUGGUCUUCUUCUUCUUCUUCUUCUUCCGGAAGCCUCUUUACACACAGGCGCGCUUGACGUCGGCGCACCUGAAGUGUUUGCUGCUGUGCUGGCUGGCGGUGCUGGCGGGCAGCUGGGUGGUCUACGCGGAGUACUCGUCCCGCUCCGAGCUGUGCCGGGGACGCCGGUGCACCGCGGACACGUGCGCCAAAUACAGACGGGGCCUGGUGGACGGCUCGGCCUGCGGCAGCUUGUGCGACGAAAACACUUUGGAGCUCAACAAGUGUCUCAGCACGCACGCCGCCAAGCAGGUGUACUCGGGCAUGUGGGGCGACCUGGAGGGCGUGGUCAGGUGUCAGAUGGACGAGGUCCCCGCUUACGACGUGGGGAGCCAGAUGGGGGGCAGGAAGGAGGCCGCCGCCCUCUUCGACACCCCCUCCAAGGGGACCUCCAUGGAAAAGUUCCGGGAGAUGAUCCUCGACCACCUCAAGACCAAAGUGGGCGAGGAGCAGGCCAACCUUGGCGAGCUGACACUCCGUGCACUGGCGGCGGCCGAUGCCAACAAGGACGGUCACAUUUCUCUGGCGGAGGCUCGGUCUGCGUGGGCGCUGCUGCAGCUCGACGACUUCCUGCUGGCGUUGGCCCUGCAGGAACACGGGCACAUGCCCAAGAUUCUCGGCUUCUGCGGGGACCUCUACGUGACGGAGAAGGUACCCAACGCCCCGCUCUAUGGCCUUAGGGCUCCGGCACGGGUGCCAGCCUGGGUGCGCCGUACCGCCGACCACUGGUUCACCCCCACCUGGCCCCACCGAGCCAAGAUCUCCAUCGGGCUCCUGGAGCUGGUAGAAGAUCUGUUCCACGGAGCCUUUGGCAGCUUCCUCAUGUGCGAUCUGAGCGCCGCCCGCUUCGGGUACACCGGGCGCCACGAUUUGAAGGUGGCGGACGCCGGGCACAUCGUCCCCGAGGCAACCUUUCGGGAGGCCAUCAGGGAGCAGAGUUGCGAAAAGGACACCGACUGCGUCUACGGCGUGGACUGCUUCACUUCCUGCGAUCUCACCAAGCGCCGCUGCACCCCAGAGGUGGCCGAGCCCAACCUGGCCAAGGCCUGCCGGGCUCUGGAGGACUACGUCCUGUCGGGGGCGCCUUCGGACAUCCGCGAGGAGCUGGAAGAGCAGCUGUACGCCUGCAUGGCGCUGCGGGGAUCGGCAGAGCGGGCCGAGAUCCAACACUCGCUGGUCCUCAACAAUCUCAAGACCUUGUUGUGGAAGAAGAUCUCACACAACAAAGACUCCUAA